Acytostelium subglobosum LB1 is the source of this 906-nucleotide messenger RNA. RefSeq lists its product as hypothetical. Bases 1 to 906 code for a protein of 301 amino acids. NCBI's taxonomy places the organism in Eukaryota, Evosea, Eumycetozoa, Acytosteliales, Acytosteliaceae. The record is from RefSeq and is a predicted model, not a curated record. The transcript has a single exon.
AUGUUGCAAUCUCUGGACUCAGCGAUCAAUCCACGUACAUUCGAUAAGCUCUGUGACAGUCGAUACUACGAUGUUUGCGAGAGUUGGUUCGACAAGACAUUCACUGAUCCAGAGGAGCGAGCUCUCUUGGACAACGCUAGAUUGAUACAAGACAUGAUGCAACUCUCCAUCUGUUUCUGGGACCUUAGUCCUAUGACCGACCAACAAAUCAUCUCUGUGUUUGCCGACCUUUUGUUGGUGUUCAUCGUUGACGACUGGUACAAAACACUUACAGAGUUCACAAUCAACGCCAUCAUGGACAAUGCCUACGAGGACCGAGAGGGUCUGACACUGGCGGAGCGUCUGACCCUCAAGUUGCUGCGAGAGAUACGCAGCCACAGUGUCGAAGAGACGUUUGGUUACUCUCGUAGCUAUUUCCUAGAGUGGCUGCAUAUGUCAAAGUUCGAAGAGAUGUUAUGCAAGUUGCCCAAGAACUGUCCAGACGUAUACUACCGUGGUCGCACAUCAUGGGCUGGUGCCAGCACCAUCUAUAUUACAGCCUUCACGUCUCCACAGAUCAAGGCGUGGGUCGACGCACUUAAGUGCCAUCCCGAGUUCUCAGACAUGAUCAUGCAUUUAGGGGCGUUCAUCGGUGUGUGGAACGACAUGUUCUCGAGGAAGAAGGAGAUGAAUGAGAAGAUAAACAUCAACGUGUACGCAGUUGUGGACAAUGAGGAGUACAUCUACAACUACUGUCUGUCGCGUCUCAAACAGAUGGCACAGUGUGCCAAGUGUCUUGACAACUCCAUGCCUGGUGUACAGCGUCUCAGUGACUGUCUGAUGGGUAUCAUUGUCUGGUACACAACAUGUAUACGUUACACAUGGAUUCCUCUCGACUUGACUGUUGGAGGAGUUGCAAAUAAAUGA